AUGUGUGCAGGCUCGGCGCUGCGGCAGGAGCACCGGCACGAAUACGGGCAGCAGCUCCGGCAGGAAUUCCACCAGSAGUACCGCCGCUCGCUGGAGCGGGGUUUUGGCUCCACCGGGACCUGCCCCGACCCCGCCGUGGCGGAGCGGCUCCGGCAGCGGCUGCAGCAGGAGCCAGCGCUGCUGGGAGCCCUGCAGGAGGAUGCCYGGGCUGGCGCUGCGGGGCCUGGCCGCUGCUUUCCGGCUGCUGGAGCUGGCGGCCGUCAACCUCUACCUCUUCCCGUGGCGCCGGGAGUUCAGAACCAUCCAGGUGAGGCCCUGAGGUGGCACAGGGAUGCUGUGGGGGUACCCAGACACCUCCAGCCRUGCCUCCCGCUCUCCUUACAGACCUUCUCCGGUGCCUACGUGCACCUGCUGCGCCCGGCGCUCCCCGAAGCCGACCUGCUGCGGAGUUUGGGCCGACUGGGCUACGAGCAGCAGGACCAGCAUCGCCUGACUGUGGCCCGGCCACCUCCAGGGCCCGCGCUGAUCGCCGCCGCUGUCGGGUUCCUCGCCUGCCGGCUGGAGUGUGAGAUCCUGCAGCUGCAGCCGUGCCGGCCCCACGCCCAGGAGCUGCUGGAGGUGCGGCAUCGGGCCAGGGAUGGCGAGAGUGGCCUGGAGAUGCUKCAGGACCSGGGGAYGCAGUGCAGGGCCACUGCUGACAGYRGUGACAGCGUCGAUCUCUACCGGGAGAUACCRGACAGCCCCGAGGACACGGGGGGUGAGGACACAGCCCCCCCAGCACUGAGGGACCUUCAGGAUGUGCCCACGAGGAGCUGGGGACACUGUGAGGGCRCUUUUGGGCCGGAGCCUGUGGGCAGUGCUGACCUGGACACCUCCUCUCACCUCUUCCCAAAGCAGGAGCUGGURGGGGCUGGCAGAAGCCCCCAGGUGCCCCAGGAUUCCUCUCAGGACACCCCAGAGCUGCCCUGCUACCAGCUGCACUCGUGCCUGUGCCAGGGCAUGCUGCCCUCRUACUGCUGCAGCACCUGCAGGCAGCUGCACUCCGGGGGCUGUGCCGUGGGCCGUGCCUGCCGCAGCCGCCACCGCGGCCAGGAGCUGCGUGGGGAGCGACAGCAGCGCCUGUGGCUGCAGCGCACCGAGCUGGACAUGCUGCUGGCUGAGGGCUCUGCACCCCGCUCCUGACAGGGCUGGGCACAGCCACGGCUUGGCACAAGGACACUGGACUCAUCAGCACCCUGCAUGGCAGUGCCUGGGCUGCGUUCCGGGAGGAUGGGCACUGCUCCAGCCCUGACACUCCUGCUGUAAAUUAUUCUGUGCAUCAGUAAAGUAGCUGUCUCAGCAGGGCCUGUCCUAUCCUGGUGGGAGGGAGCAGGACCCCUGCUCAGGGGCAGGGCCUGCGGUGAAAUGUGCCUCCCAUGAGAGUGGCACCGGAUACAUUGAA
Malurus melanocephalus (red-backed fairy wren) is the source of this 1441-nucleotide messenger RNA. RefSeq names its product spermatogenesis associated 2 like (gene SPATA2L). Gene Ontology annotation, cellular component: cytoplasm. The record is from RefSeq and is a predicted model, not a curated record. The coding region runs from base 1 to 1182 and encodes 393 amino acids. Lineage: Eukaryota; Metazoa; Chordata; Aves; Passeriformes; Maluridae. The transcript has 2 exons.